UCUCAAGAUGGAGUUCUUCACUCAACUCUUCACCUCCAAACGAGGGUCCCUGGCCAGGAUCUGGCUUGCAGCUCAUUGGGAGAGGAAGAUAACCAAAGCUCAUGUAUUUGAGUGCAAUCUAGAGAUGACUAUCAAAGAUAUCAUUUAUCCUCAGAUCAAGAUUGGUCUGCGGACUUCAGGUCACCUGCUCCUGGGCGUUGUGCGGAUAUAUUCUAGGAAAGCCAAAUAUCUGCUGGCGGACUGCAGUGAUGCUGUGGUUAAAAUCAGAGUGGCUUUUCGACCAGGGCAGACUGAUUUGCCUGUGGAAGGGAUGGAGGCCAUGUUUAAGGCCAUUACACUGCCAGAGGAAUUCACUGACUUUGACUUACAGCUGCCUGAUCUCAGCACCAUUGACGUGGUAGAUCACUUCUCCCUGAAUCAGAGUCGCACAGAAGAAAUUACUCUGAAAGAAAACUUUGGAAACAGUUUUCUCACCAUAGAGGACAUUGGUGAUGAUGCUCAGCCUCAGCAGGGUCUGUUUGACCUGAGUUUCCACACUCUCGGCACAACUGAUGAUGGUUUUGGUGAUGAGGGAAUGACUUUUGACCUUGUUGAGUUCAUAGCAAAUGCAAAUGAAAAUGCUCUCCUGACUGACUCCAAUGGCAAUUCACCUUAUAGGCUCCCUGCAACACCCCCACCAACUGCUAUCAAUGUAACAGCUCCAGAGCCUGCCACACCUAUACAUUCUACCUCAGAUGCCUUGACCGAGGCUCCUUCCGUCAAUGAGACCACGCUGCUGGACAACAUAGAUAAAGGCUUUGCCCUUGAGCCUGUGGUCAUCAAAUGCAAUUCAGAGACGAAGAGAGGGAGCCGGAAGAGGAAGCUGGUGGUAGAUCAGUCUAAGGAGCUUUCUAAUGAAGCCAUCAGAGCCCAGCUAGCUGACUGCUCUGACCUUAUGACCGCACUGGACAUAGCUCCACCCACACAGCAGCUCAUGGACUGGAAGGAGAAUGGAGGAGUGGAUUAUCUGUUCUCACAUUCCUGUGUUCCAGUCAUACACACUGACUUGCAGAAGCUGUUCCAUAGAGAUACGUUUCCUGGGAGACGGGGGUCGACUGGCAAAGCAGUAGAGGACAGAGACCCCGAGGAGAUGAGGCAGCAGGCUAAUGAUGAGAAUGAUUUCGUUUCUUUGGCGGAGGAGAUAAGCUUGCUCCAGGAAACUGUGGAUGCAGACAGAGAACCAAAUGCAGGCAUCACCCACACAGAGCUUCAUAAGUCGUGGGAGACUGCCAAAGAGGAGAACAGGUUGGAGGUUUUUUAUCCUGAGCCACUCUCUGAAGAAUCCAUGCUGGUACAUCCAUCUGGAGUAGAGAGGGAAGCCCCACAGACACAAACACAGACACAGCAGUCUGCAUUAGACACUCAGGACAUUGAAGAGAAGAGAAUGACUACUCGAGCCCAGAACCUCCUCCAGGCCCUUAAAAAUCAGAGCAGCAGCCCUGAUAUCGUGUUCAGUCUCCACAGUCUUUGUGAAAGGAGAGGCCGCUCCGAAGUUGCAGCCACAUUCUUCUGUUUCUUGGUGCUGAAGAAACAACAGGCCCUUGACCUGCACCAGAGGACCCCAUACAGUGACAUCAUCGCCACCCCUGGUCCUCUUUUUUACAAGCUUUAGGACAAAUUAGCGUAGUUGCUCCUAUGUGUGAUUGUUUAAUAUACAACACCAGUUGUAAUGUAGGCUUCACUGGGCACUUAAGAACUGGUCUAAUGAUCAGUCAGCAUAAUUUAAAUGAAAUUUAUUUUUAUAAUUUUUAAGUACUACACACCACUGUUACAGUUUUAGCUUGUUGCCCUACCUUUUGGUGAAUUUAGAGCUUUGGUGAUGCAUGUAUCUGGGCCACACCUGCAGAACAUAAUAAACUAGAAGCUACACUGGCACUAAACACAACAGGUUCAUUAAGCUGAGUAGGGUUUGUGCCUCUUUUCAGCCAUGCAUAAAAUCAGAUAGCUCAUAGUAUGCUAACCCUGGUCAGGUACAGGAGGAGGCAGGGUGUGCACUGCGUGUUUACGCAUGUGAAUUACAUUACAUUUAUGAUCUGUGUCGAGGCUGCAUUUGUUCUUUGAGGCAUUUUUUUGUUUAAAGUUCUACUGAGUUGCACUGCAGUACCUUAAUUUUUUUAUUGUUAUUAAAUAAGUUAAAAUAUGAAAUGUAUACACACACGUUGUGUAGAAGUUAUGACUGUUUUUGUCAUUUUCACCAUAUAAUUGUUUUUUUAAAUUUCUGUAACUGUCAUUGAGGCACAGUCAUUCAGUGUUUUUUUGAUGUGAAAUUGUAGAAAAAAUCUCUAAGAGAAGCUUACUGACUUCUUUACAAUUCUAGUGAUAGGAACAAAAGGUCCCUGUAUGGCUUUGCAAAAUAACCUUUUUAUCUACUGUUUAAAACAACCAGUGAACCUACACAAGACCUGGAUUUUUCUUAUGUAAUGUUUAUAGUGGUAAAAAAGUGGUAAAUCUGAAAAAGCAAGUUUUUUGGUAGGACGAUUUUGCCUUAAAACACACCGCAUGCACCUUUUCACCCUGAAUUAUUAAAAAAAAAAGUUUAUUUAAAAAUUAUGACUCAAACAUCAGGCAGCGUAUUUGUUACCAGGUAGCUUCAGGGUUCCUACAAACCCCAUUUCUUGAGAAUGAAGCAUUUCACAUCAAACCACUCCGAAUGACUUCUUGACGGUUUAACUGGAGAAAUGUACACAAAAUCUGAGAUUAGUGUUGUUUGAUAUUCCAUGAAUGGACUUUUUCUGUUUUGUGGUUAUGUUUGUGGUUAAAUGCUGAAAUGUUAUAUAUUUAUGAACAUAACAAAAUAAGAUAUUUUUAAUACCAAACAGAAAUAAAUGAAUUCUUUCAUUUUUUUUGUUAGCAUUUAUGGGAAGGGGUGGGGGGUCGACCCAUCUCUGUCUGUUCUGACUGGGUCUUUGUUUUAGUGGUUACUGUCUCUUU
Messenger RNA from Pygocentrus nattereri (red-bellied piranha), 2970 nucleotides. RefSeq names its product RAD21 cohesin complex component like 1 (gene rad21l1). The transcript has 13 exons. Gene Ontology annotation, molecular function: chromatin binding; protein binding. Lineage: Eukaryota; Metazoa; Chordata; Actinopteri; Characiformes; Serrasalmidae. The record is from RefSeq and is a predicted model, not a curated record. Gene Ontology annotation, biological process: mitotic sister chromatid cohesion; replication-born double-strand break repair via sister chromatid exchange; synaptonemal complex assembly. The coding region runs from base 8 to 1651 and encodes 547 amino acids. Gene Ontology annotation, cellular component: synaptonemal complex; cohesin complex.